UAUAUCACAGUACUUCAAACAGGGCUACAGCAAUCUGGAAAUACUUGAAUUUUUGAAACUCCACGACAUAGCUAUCAGUUUAUCAACCCUGAAAAGACGUCUUCGAUCCUUAGCCCUGUCGAGAAGAUCCACCAUAUCUGAUGAUCAACUGAAGAAUGCCAUCGAGAAGGAACUUGGGAAAAGUGGUUGUUUUGUGGGAUACCGUAAGAUGUGGUCCAGGCUCAGAAAGAAGGGGGUUAUUGUUAAAAGAGCAACCGUCAUGAGGUGUCUCAGAGAACUCGAUCCUGAUGGCGUGAAUAGCAGACGAAAAAAGAGGCUGCGUCGAAGGGCUUACCACUCGAAAGGACCGAAUUUCAUAUGGCAUAUCGAUGGCCACGAUAAAUUAAAGCCCUAUGGCUUCAGCGUGCAUGGAUGUAUCGAUGGCUUUUCAAGAAGGCUUAUUUGGCUGGAGGUGGGCUCCACAAACAAAAACCCAGAAGUGAUUGCAAAAUACUAUUUGGACGCUGUAAAGCAGUCAGGUGGCGUACCAAGAAAGAUCAGAUCGGAUGAUGGAACUGAAAACAGUGUCAUUGAGGCAAUCCAUACUUACCUUAGGUCUUCACACAAUGAUGAUAAUGCCGGUGAGAGAUGCUUUGUCAUUGGCAGAACAACAGCAAACCAAAUAAUUGAAGCCUAUUGGUCCCAACUUGUAAAAGAUGGCCCUGGUUGGUGGAUAAAUUUUUUCAAAGAUUUGUCAGUCUUGGGCCUAUUUAAUGGCUUUGACACUGUUCACCAGGAUUGUAUUCGAUUUUGCUUCAUGAAUAUAUUCAGACAAGAGCUUUAUCAAGUUGCUGAAAUGUGGAAUCAACAUCAAAUAGCAUCAAGCAGAUUUGGUAACAGUACUGGUCCUAGAGGAAAACCUGACUGCAUGUAUUUCCUGCCCCACCUCUACAACACAGAGGACUUCAAAGACAUUGAUCUCCAUGAACUAGAAGAGUUAAAUGAUAAUUCAACCAUGUGUUCUGCUGAUUUUAGUGAAGAGUUUGAGGAGUUUGCUUUAAUAGUUAUGAAUGUUCUUGGACUGAGCUUACCACAAGAUGUUAACGAAGGACUUGAUCUCUAUCUGCGACUAAUUCAAGAGAUUAACAGGUUAACAUAACAAAUGAGCUUUUCUGAUGCAGUGCUAGGUUUCCAGACUUCCUUGGUUCAACUGACCUGUCGUAAUUGGAUAGACGUACAGAGGAGAGGUACUUUUAAGUAUCUAUUAUCUCUCCUCUGUAAAUCUAUCUCAAAAACGUCUUCAUGGGCUGCUCUUUUGCCAAGAGUUAUAUUAUUGUUGCACUUCUUUCUCUAAAAACAGAAUGCUUAUGAUAUGAAAAUAAAACAACACGCAAACACUGAAAAAUCUCAAUAUCCUUUAAUAAUAGCAUACACAUCUUGGAAUAUUCUGUCCAACCGCAUACUGACAACUUAAUAACCAAAAUCCUAAAGAACUGGCACCAAGCCAUCUGCCCUCACGUUCUCGCUCUCUAACUCUCCUGAACAUUCAAGCUUUGCUUUGCUUAAGCCUUUUCAAGGCAGCAAAUCAUUUUUAACUGAAGUAGUGUGUGAUAGUCACAUAAACUGGAAAGGGACAACAAGGCAAAUGAAUUGGGUCAGUUAAUCAAAUGUGAACUGAACAUAUAUAACAUACUUCUUAGUUACCUAAUUGAUGAGCAAACUUAACCCAACAUGUGAGGCAUUGUUCUUGUGUUAAUGAUUACAGUAAGGGAACCGCAAAGAACAUAAGGGAGCACAUAUGGUAUGAUUACAAAUAGUGCUAUCUAUCUCAAGAUUGAAAACCUGUCACAUGCAGAAAAAAUAACAAUGCUUCAGAACAAUGUUUGUUCUGUCUUGUUUGCUUGUUUGUUUGUUUUUUUCAGAGUAUGGACUGAAAGAAAGCUGACAUAAUGACGAGGAUUGACUUGGGAAAUAAAUUCUUUAGUCAGUCGAUUCUUUUCAUGGUUAGCAUUGUUACCCUCCCAAUCCUUAAUCAAAAUAUGUAAAAAAAAAAACAAACAAAGAGCCAAACCAAAAGUAGGCAAUUGAGCUAAGACAACAAGAGCAGAUAAAUAAAUGCCCUUAUUCAUCAUCAUCACAGGGCCAUGCAACUUUCCUUGGGUGAAGGUUGCAGAGGAAACAACACAACAAUAUCAGGUCAUUUGGUCAAUAACAGGCAAAUAAUUCCUACUAUAACCAAAAUUAACACAACCAGGUACAAAUCAAGGAAGAAAAUCAAGGUUCUAAACAAAAUGUCCCCUCACAAUAUGAUAGUAUGAAAUUCAUUGAGG
Molecule: messenger RNA, 2309 nt
Organism: Stylophora pistillata
Lineage: Eukaryota; Metazoa; Cnidaria; Anthozoa; Scleractinia; Pocilloporidae
Source: RefSeq, a predicted model, not a curated record